Messenger RNA from Mercenaria mercenaria, 3966 nucleotides. RefSeq lists its product as uncharacterized. The transcript is spliced from 3 exons. Bases 380 to 1114 code for a protein of 244 amino acids. The record is from RefSeq and is a predicted model, not a curated record. NCBI's taxonomy places the organism in Eukaryota, Metazoa, Mollusca, Bivalvia, Venerida, Veneridae.
ACGCACAGAGCUCCUCCUUUUUAUCUGGGAAGCCGAACAAACAGCAUGCCAAGACAACGAAGGCAACGUAUUACAACUGUGACUGGCAGACCCAGGCGUAAUGCACGGCGACAAGAAGUAGCCACAGAGUUACAGAGGUUAGCGUCAGCUACUCCACAGUCCGCUGAGUAGUGCCUUAAUUCAGACCCAGCUUCUACGGUGGGAACACCUCAAACUGCGCAUACUGUUACAGCUGCCAAUUUACAAUCGGGGACUUGUAAUUCUCGUGAAUGCAGCGAUCAGCUACAAGGCAGCUCUGAUUCUAUAGUCAAUCCCACGCAACAAUUCUCGUGAAUGCAGCGAUCAGCUACAAGGCAGCUCUGAUUCUAUAGUCAAUCCCAUGCAACAUGGUUACUCAAACAUCGGAAACUCUUACACUCCCGAGACUGUCAUAUCAGUACCUAGUGACACCUUCCAGUAUGCAACGUCGACACAAUUGCCUAGUAACCAAAUGGCAUGUUCUCAGAAUUUCAAAUGUCAUGGAAACGCACCAUCUGCCGGAUAUGUUAAUACUAUCUCACAACAAACUAAUCCGGGCAAUUACACUUCCGGUCAAUAUAUAUCGUCGGAACAUUUGAUGAGUACCCAACCAGGAACAGUACCCUAUGCGACAUGGGCACAGUUGCCUAGUAAUCCAAUGACAGGUUCUCAAAGUUUCGGUUGCCAUGGAAACGCAUCAUUUGUCGGAUAUGCUAAUACGAACACGCAACAAAUUAACUCGGACAUUAACACUUUUGGUCAAUAUGUAUCAUCGGACCAUUUGACAAGUAGAUCUAUCCAAUCAGGGACAGCAUCUGGCAUGGAUCACAAUGUAAACACUAUUUCAGAUGCAAGUGUUACAUCAGCUGUGAAUGUCCAACAAACAGUGUACCCCUACCUUAGCAACUCUGGGCCCGUUAUGCAACCCACUAGCAAUGUUCCCGCACAUAGUACCCAGCAAUACAUGGCUCAACCACUGUCGGAGGCUAAUUCACAUAUGUCAGGGGCUUCGUCAGAUUUACAACAUUUAACAUUCAGAGAAGAUAUUACGUUUAACUGUGCUUUACUUACUUCUCGUAAACGUGAUUCAAUGUGAGAGCUUAAAGAGCGUAUUCCUUCGAUGACAGAUGGUAAAGACGUUUCAUAGGCCAGAUUAACAGCAGGGGAAUCGUCGUCGUUUAGAAAACAAGGCGGUGUUUUACUAGCUUGUCUUUCGAUGGAGGCACCACCUACCACUGCUACAAAUAUACCUGAAACGAAACAUGUAACUCAGAAGUGGACAAUCGUUAUAAUACUAAUGAAACAUAGGCAUAAGAGAAAAAUGGAAUUAAAUAACCAUAUAUAUUUCCUUUUUUAUACGCUAUGAUUCAAAUAUGGUUUCGCAAUGUCUUGUCUGCAAUUAUAUUCUGACUUAAAUCUUAAACAUUUAUUUUGCUUUUAAGAAAGAAGAAGACAAUUUGCAAAGCUAUAAACGAAUUGAUGUCUUAAAUUAAUUGAUCCUUUGAAAUAUUUCAUACAAACUACUAUUAAAUGCAUUCCGACUGUUUGAAAUUUUAACUUAAAACGACUUAAUUAAAGUUUAGGUGACUUUAUAUACUAGCCACAGAACUGUGUUUGACAUUAGUGGAAACGUAGGUUGAGGGUAUCUGUUGUAUCAAAUGGGUGUAUUUAUUGUUUGUAUACCACUAGAAUGUAUAGCAAAGAAAUUCACCUUCAUACUCCAGACAUGUGGGAAUAACCGUUUGUUUGGAAUGUAAACAAGGAAUGGAGUAAGUAGGCAAAAACCUCCAUAAAACACCUUUAUUCUAUCUGUAACAUCUGAUUGCUGUUUAUAUGUUUUUAAAUAUUAAUCUACAUACGGAAGUCGUGUCGGCUUAUUUUGAAUGCUAGCAGAUAAUUCCAGUCACAAUUGCAUUUCCAUGAAAGUGUGAAUAAUUGAAACAAUUAAACAAACAAAAAGGCUUGGCUGCAAUUAUUGUAACGUUAUACCCUAGUAGUUCCCAGUGCAAUAAAUUAUUGACGAAUAUAAACUAAUGUGUGAUUUCUAUAAUUUAUUGAUAGGUUUUUCUUGAUGGCGAUAAUAGUUAAGUUUUCGCGCAAACCGAUCGCAAAUAUAUGUUGUGUUUUACAACUGUUCAAGACGUAGGACUGGUUCACUGUUUCGUGGAUUACCGACAUCAAAUGCUUUUGUCGGUUGCUAUUAUAUAUCGGUCGAAUGGUUUUAUUUCAUUAAUUCUGUCAUAAGAAUUGUCAAAUGCUCUAUUACCAGACCUUUAUUUCAUAUUGACUGGUCUUCAGAACCUAGCUUGUCAGUGUUGAUGAUUGGGUGUUUGUGCACCGAUUCAAUCUCCAGUGAACAUUCUUACCUUUUAAGUUUCAUUUCUACCUGCCAGCUUUUCGCAGAUAAUUUUUCUUCACGACUGCAUUCUUUGUUUCAAGAUUUUUUUAAGUUUCUGCCUCCACUUGUCUGCUGGCUGAACAAUACCAUUAUUUCUUUUGUCAAUUUGUUUCACAGUUCUGCAUGAUUUUACUACUUUAGCUCUAGCAGUUCUAUACCUAUGCAGUAAUUACCAAGGACCGUCCCCUCUCUUUUUCUGUGUUGCUCGUCCAGUAAACCAGCGUAUUUCUUUUCAUUGUAGUGUAUGGCUUGCUGCCUUCCAAGCUUCAUACAGUUUAUGUUGAUUUAAUUGUGCAUAACUAACUCUUGUUGUUUUUAUACAAUACGUAGGUGUUACUGAAAAAUGUAGACCUGUCUACAUUGUAUAAUGUGUGUAGCGUACUGAAAUGUGGAAACAUAGAUAGUAGUUUCAAAAGUACUGUUUGUUCAUGAACAGGGAAGUGUCUUACUUUAAUACGUUUGCCUUUUCAUUACAUGAUGUAAUCAAAUAUGUACAAAUCAAAUUUUUUCCUGUAAUGAGUGAGUGAGUUGGGUUUUACGGCGAAUCGGCAGUUUCCUGUAAUGGAGGUAUAUGUAAAUGAAGGUAUAUGUAGUUUAAUUGUUUAAUGCUGGAACUGUGGUUUAUACAGAAAUGUGACGUCAACAUAAAAAUAAAAAUCUAAAUGAUAAAGCAUCACAAAUACAAUUUUAAUUCAAGACAGUAUCUAUUAUUAUUGUUAAAACUGUGUGCUAUCUCUUGGUAAACAAAGUACAAGUUUGCAAUCUAGGGUUUUUAUGAAAAAUGUAAAAGAACUCAAACUCGGCAAUUUCUUAUUUUUACAAUCCUGGUAUUAAUGAAAUAUGCUUAUUAUACUUCAUUUGUAAAGAAGAAAAGAUUUCGAUAGACAUGCUCAAAAGCAAUUACAGUAAUAUUUAAGACGUGUACAAAGAAAAAGCAGAUGAAAAGUGUAAAAAUAAGUUCCAGUAGUGUUUGAACCUACGAGAGGAAAUUCUAUAGAAUUACUAAGCUAAAUUUUAACCUCUGGGAAACGUAGGGUAGAUGAAUUAUUGAAACCUUACUACGUACAUAUAUUAUUAAUGACAUAGAGGAGUAUUUACGUAAAGAUUGAUAUUUGUGUUGGAUUUAGAGUCCAACUGUUGAGGAGGAAAACUGUAGUUGCCCCUUCAAGGAUUGGCUCAUUAAAAGGUUGGCACAUGGAUAUCAUUGUUAUACAAGAUUUAUCUAGCACACCCUGUAUGCGAAUCUCGUUCAAAUACACUCUACAUACCGAGGCAGCCACUACGGCCGCCACAUUUAUCCUAUUUAGAUACAGACACAGACCUAUCUGACCAGAAGAACAUUGUAAGGGUAAGCCCCUGAACAUUGCUGAGGGGUAGGUAAUUCGGAGCCAGCGCCCACAUUUUGUUCAAAACAUUUCCAAACUGUUUCAAUUAUUCAUGUACUAAUAAAGGAAGGCUUGGCUUCAUCAACAACGCCUAAUGUAUUUCAAUAUGACAUACUAAGUAUCACAGCAUGCUUUAUGACUUUUUCAUGCAUAAAAUAUUCAAAA